This is a messenger RNA of Lampris incognitus (smalleye Pacific opah), 3192 nucleotides long. It is a transcript of the gene gdpd5a, whose product is annotated as glycerophosphodiester phosphodiesterase domain containing 5a. The record is from RefSeq and is a predicted model, not a curated record. Bases 282 to 2039 code for a protein of 585 amino acids. The transcript is spliced from 16 exons. Lineage: Eukaryota; Metazoa; Chordata; Actinopteri; Lampriformes; Lampridae. Gene Ontology annotation, molecular function: glycerophosphodiester phosphodiesterase activity. Gene Ontology annotation, biological process: lipid metabolic process; positive regulation of neuron differentiation. Gene Ontology annotation, cellular component: plasma membrane.
UGGAGCGGAGCCGCGUCUGGACCAAGUUGCGCGCGUCGUGCCUGAAAGUAGACGUUUGCGUUGUCAAGGUGCGACUUUUUCCCGCGAAACUUCGCUCGACAGUGGAUUCAGAUGGUGCGCGAGGCGCAACGCCGCGGAGCGGAGCGACGGCUGUUCGGCGGGCGGAUGGAGAAAUAACCGACCAGACGGAACGUCCGGAGGACCCGACCGGCUGGCAGUUGAGGGAUUCCUGUUCGCUGUGGGAUGUUAAUGGACUGGUGGCGAGUUGAGGCUGAAGGAGCAUGGUGAAACACCAACCCUUACAGGUCUACGAGAAGCAAGUGUUUUUGUCCUUUGUAACCGGUAUCUAUGGUUGCCGUUGGAAACGCUAUCAGCGUUGCCAUGAUGACAGCUCCAAGUGGGAGUGCACAUGGUUCGUCAUCUUGUGCAGCUCUUUCUUCCUGCUGCUCUUCUGGGCCUACUUCUGGUUGGUGGCUCAAAACGAUUACAACGAAUUCAACUGGUCAUUGUACAAUCGCUCUGGAGAAUGGAGGGAUGAGACUGCCCCCAUUCUUGCAUCUACAGCUGUGGGAUUCAGUUACAUUACAUUCCUAAUGAUUUUAGCACUUUUCCAUAUUUCCUUGGGGCAGCAGCUGAACCUCUACUGGGUUCACAAGAUAGGAGUGUUGGCUACUCUUCUCACCACUAUCUCUGGUGUGGUGUCUGUUGAUGACAUAUGGGGAGAAGAGUGGGACAUCAUCCUUUUAUCUCUACAGUUCACAGCACCUUUCCUCCACAUAGGAGCCCUGACAGCGGUCACCGCUCUGGGCUGGUUGGUGGCGAGCUAUGCGGUCCGCAGGGAGCGGUCCAACUUCCAGAUGUUGCUGCUUCUGAUCUACGUAGGCAUCCUCCUGGCUCUCUACUUAGCACCACUCACAUUUAACUGCCCUUGCAUCAUGGACCGCAACGGCCUCAAACCGCCGCCUGACAUCAUCGGCCGUCGGGGAGCUCCCAUGCUGGCUCCAGAGAACACCCUGGUAUCCUUCAACCGGGCCCUGCAGCAGGGGGUCAGCUCACUGGAGGCGGACGUCACCAUCAGUUUGGACGGCGUUCCCUUUCUGAUGCGGGAUCGCACGCUGAGGAGGACGACGGACGUCAGUAAGGUCUAUCCAUCGAGACAAUAUGAUGAUGCCUCGUUCUUCAACUGGACAGAAAUGCGCUCUCUGAAUGCGGGCCAGUGGUUUUUGGAGAGCGAUCCCUACUGGACAGUAAGCUCCCUGACGAUAAAAGACCGGAGCAGAAUAGGGAACCAGACGGUGUGCAGCCUCGUGGACAUGCUGCGCCUGGCAGCCAAGGCCAACCGAUCCGCCCUGCUCAACAUUCGCAGGCCUCCGCCCGAGCAUCCGCGCUACCGCAGCUGGUUCAUGGACACGCUGUGGGCCGUCCAGAGGGCGGGCUUGUCCCAGAAGAGGGUGAGGACUGUGACGUGGACCCCUGACACGGAUAGGGGGAGGGUGCGGGGUCUGCAGCAGUCGACAAAUGAGAAGCUGUCGGUGGAGGAAAUAAGACAGAGGAGCAUUGCCAGCCUGACCCUCCACUACAGCAAGCCCAGCCGCGAAGACAUAGAGGAAUAUCUGGCCCAUAAUGUGAGUGUGACCGUCUACCCAGUGAACGAGCCCUGGCUCUACUCCGUUUUGUGGUGUAGCGGGGUACCUUCUGUGUCCUCCGAUGCCCCCCAAGUCCUUGGAAAGGUGCCUUACCCCAUCUGGCUCAUGAGCCAGAGUGCUUACUUCUUUAUCUGGAUCGCCUCGGAUCUGGUCUCCAUCGCCAUAGUCAUAGGAAUAUUCUCUUUUCAAAAGUGGAGGGUGAGCGGCAUGCAGAGUUACAACCCCGAGCAGAUCAUGCUCAGCGCGGUGCGAAGGCCCAGCCGGGACGUCAACAUCAUGAAGGAGAAGCUCAUAUUCUCAGAACUCAACAACGGGGUGGGUAGCACAGAGGAGCUGUCUUUAUACCCCGAGAACGGCUAUGCGAGCUACUCUCACGGCAGCCUCAGCCGCUGAAUUCUGGGCUUGGCCGCGGGUCGUAAACAGCGGGACGCUGACUUCUCGUCGAACCUUUGGACUCGGACGUUAUUGUCAUGUCAGAACUUAAAGGAAGAUUCUGUUUUUGUCUGUGUGAAUGCUCAGAUGGCACUUGGGCCCAAGCUCAGGACCGGGUGAGGCCCGGGUGUGUGCGGUUGGUUUCCGCUGCCAGCGCUCAGUCAGCGGGAUGACGGACACGUCGUUAAAGCGUGGCCACUGUAAUAUAACGUAACACUGCUUCAUGCUGCACCUAUUGUCGUUGUCCUCACGAUAGCCACUAGUUCUGCUGCACGCAGGCCAAGUUGGCGUGGCCUGCGUGCAGCAUGCCGUGCUGCACGCAGGCCACGUUGGCGUGGCCAUCGGGAAACUACUACACUUUCCAGGUUAGCCUGAUUCACCAAGACGCUAAAGAGCCACCUGGAUAUCAGAAACAGAUCAUCUCUUAUCCAACCGCUUGCUUGAGUGACCUUGUCAAAUGAUGCAUUUUAGGCAAUUAUGGAUGUAAUGUUUUAUUUUUCAACAUCACCUUCUUUGUUGUUGUUUUUUUGUAAAAGGAAAAGCACUGAGUACUGAACUAUAUGUUAAUGUAAAUAUAAGCAGUUUUACAUUCAAUUUUCCCCUCUGAGAGGAUUUUUAAUGGUUUGCAUUUCUGAAUUGUAUGAUAUUUUCUGGCUGCAUUUAUUGUCGAUAUUUCUGAAUGUUCUUUCCUCGGUGUAAAAGACUACGAAUAAGACUAAAGGGUUAUGACGCUGAAUGACAGCCCCCUACUUCUCCCUAGUACCGUUCUAGUUGGGUGAGGGUCUUGGCUGGAGCAUCUGUCAGUCGGGACAUUGUGGUUCAAGUUCAACUCUUGCUCUUUUCCGCCUCUUCCCUGUCAUGCCAUGAUCGGUUCCUAUUAGUGGUUGUCAAUACAAACUCUCACAUGGCUGCCUUUUUGUUAAAUGGACAGAUUCGUAGCAUAUUGCAGAGGUAGCAUAAUAUGUCACAAAUCCUAUUUUAGCAUUGUGGACCAGCUAACUGAAAUAUAAUAAAUAUUUGCUCUUUAAGAAAUGUGUUUUUUUCCCCAUCCUGUGCAAAGCGCGUAGAACAGGCAUGGCGGCCAUAUACACACAAUGGGAAUAAAAGCUGAAAA